AUGCUCUCAGUCUGGUCAAGUAUAGGAGUUUUCACCUUUUGGGGUGUGUCUGCAGGAGCCCUGGCCUGUCUCAUCCUCUCCCUUUCCAUUUUUUACGAGCUCUACUGGUCCCCCCUCAGUAUCUACCCCGGGCCAAAGCUCUGGGUCCUGUCGCGCAUCCCCCUGCAGAUCUCCGUGUUGCGUGGCAGAAAUCAUCUGGACGCCUUGGCGCUGCAUGCCCGGUAUGGCACUGUCGUGAGGGUUGGUCCCAAUGAGCUCUCGUACAUCACCGGGCAGGCGUUUCGGGAUAUCUAUGGCAAUCGACCGGGUGGGAAAUUCCGGAGAGACCCCACGCAUUAUCUUCCGCCGCCGAAUGGGAUUCCCCAUAUUGUGGGUGCUUGUGAUCCGGAGCUGCAUUCGCGGUAUCGGCGGAUGCUUGCCCCUGCGUUCUCCGAGCGUGCCUUGAAUGAUCAAGAGUAUCUGAUUCAGGGCUAUGUCGAUGCGCUGAUCGGUAAGCUCCGUGGGGAGAUCGGCUGUGUGGAUCCACCGCGGAUCGACAUCCGGGAUUGGUUCAAUUGCACUACGUUCGAUAUCUUUGGGGACUUGAUGUUCGGAGAGUCAUUCGAUUGUCUCAAGGAGAGUCGGUUGCACCCAUGGAUCGAGCUACUCUUCAACUCCAUCAAGACUCUUGCCAUUGCUGGUGCUGCAAUGCAGUUCCCGGUUCUGCAAGCUCUUCUGGAAGCCGUCAUUCCGAAUAGUGCUGCCGAAAAGGCCCACGAGCAUUUCAGACUUGCAGUGAACAAAGUCAAUCAACGCGUCGAGACACAUAUCCUCAGAUCAGAUUUCAUGUCUGCGAUCCUGAAGAGUGGGUUGAGUGAUACCAAAGAUAAUCUUCACGAAGAGGAACAGAAGAUGAGUCGAUCGGAGCUCCAUUCGAAUGCAUACAUCCUCAUCAUCGCGGGCAGUGAAACGACCGCCACAGCUCUAUCUGGCUGCAUUUACUACCUGUGCACGAAUCCCGAGAAAAUGAGCUUGCUGGUUAAAGAAAUCCGCUCGACCUUUCACGAAGAGUUUGGCAUCACAUUUCGCAGUUCCGCUUUGCUGGAGUAUCUAGUAGCCGUCAUCGAGGAGUCGCUGCGCUUGUACCCACCUUUUGCCACCACCCUCUCUCGUAUCACCCCCAAAGGCGGGGCGAUGGUAGAUGGUCAGUUUGUGCCCGAAGGAUCAGCACUCACCACUAUGCGACAUACCACUCCCCCGUCCAACUUUGCGCUGCCCGACGAAUUUCAUCCAGAGAGAUGGCUUGGCAAGGACGCCCGCUUCAACGAGGAUAGGAAGGAUUCAUUCAACCCAUUCAGCUACGGUCCGCAAGGCUGUAUCGGAAAGAAGUUGGCAUACUGCGAAAUCCGACUCAUCCUCUGCAAGCUCCUCUGGAACUUCGACAUCUCUCUCUGCACCGAGAGCAAGAACUGGCUCAACCAGGAGGUUUAUUUCCUCUGGGACAAACCGCCUCUCAUGGUUACCUUGCUUGACCGGUUCGAGAUGAAAAAAGGCUCUCAUGACGGGCUGAGAUGA
Molecule: messenger RNA, 1554 nt
Organism: Penicillium argentinense
Lineage: Eukaryota; Fungi; Ascomycota; Eurotiomycetes; Eurotiales; Aspergillaceae
Product: cytochrome P450
Exons: 5
Coding region: 1-1554 (517 amino acids)
Molecular function (GO): oxidoreductase activity, acting on paired donors, with incorporation or reduction of molecular oxygen; iron ion binding; monooxygenase activity
Source: RefSeq, a predicted model, not a curated record